CUCUGCUACACUGCUCACGUGCUCCCAACGCUCUCUUAUCAUCUCUCUCUCUCUCUCUCUCCGAGUUGCGAGAGAGAAACGAUUCUCUCUCUUCAGCCAACGGCCAUGAACUCCCUCCGAUCACCGGCCAUGCGGACCUCCAAUCCCUCGCGCCCUCUCUGCUUCCGCCUCUUCGCCCUCUCCCUCCCUCUCUUCCCGAGCUCCCGGUCCCCUCCCUCCGGACGCCUCCCGAGAUCGACGGCCGUCGGUGGUACGCCGCCGCCUCGGCUCUGCGUCCGGAGCUGCGGCUCCGUGACCGCGAGGCCGUCGUCGGAGGUCAGGAAGCGGCGCGGCGGCGGCCGCGGCGGCGGCGGGGGGCCGGAGCCCGACGAGAAGCUCCGGGCUCUCCGCGAGCUCUUCUCGAGGCCUGGGAUCGGCAUCGAUGCGUACGUCGUUCCUUCUCAGGACGCGCACCAGAGUGAGUUCAUUGCAGAAUGUUAUACGAGGAGGGCCUAUAUAUCAGGUUUUACAGGCAGUGCUGGCACUGCUGUCGUCACAAAGGAUAAAGCAGCUCUAUGGACAGAUGGACGUUAUUUUCUUCAGGCCGAGAAUCAGCUAAACUCCAGUUGGAUUCUCAUGCGGGCUGGUAAUCUAGGAGUUCCAACAACUAGUGAAUGGCUCAAUGACGUUCUGGCUCCUGGAUGCAGAAUUGGCAUUGAUCCUUUUCUCUUCUCUUCUGAUGCUGCGGAAGAAUUAAAGGAGGCUAUUGCUAAGAAAAAUCAUGAGCUGGUUCUCCUGUACAAUAUAAACUUGGUGGAUGAAGUAUGGAAAGAAAGGCCAAAAUCUCCAACUAAGCCAGUUAGAAUUCAUGAUCUAAAAUUCGCUGGCUUAGACGUGGCAUCAAAACUCUCUUUCCUGAGGGCCGAAUUUGUUGAUGCUGGUGCAUCUGCCAUCAUUAUAUCGAUGCUUGAUGAAGUGGCGUGGCUAUUAAACCUGAGAGGAAAUGAUGUUCCACAUUCUCCAGUCGUGUAUGCCUAUUUACUUGUGAAGACUGAUACAGCUGAGUUAUUCGUUGAUAGUUCCAAAAUCACACCGGAAGUGAUGGAUCAUUUGAAAAAUGCAGGCGUUGAGUUGAGACCAUAUGAUAAAAUUCUGUCUGAAAUAGAAAAUUUGGUGAAACAAGGGGGAAAUCUUUGGUUAGACACAUCAUCAAUGAACGCUGCCAUUGUCAACACCUACAAGUCUGCCUGUGAUAACUAUCUGAAUAAAAAGAGUAAGGCUAGGGUUCAAGAUUACAAUGGUCGAUCAGCCAUGCCAUCUGGAGUUUAUAGGGCUUCCCCUAUCUCUUUGGCCAAGGCAGUGAAAAAUGAUGCUGAGUUACAGGGAAUGCGAAACUCUCACUUAAGGGAUGCAGCAGCUCUAGCUCAUUUCUGGGUCUGGUUGGAAGAAGAAAUUAAUAGGGGUGCUAAACUUACAGAAGUGGAAGUUGCAGAUAAGCUCCUCGAGUUUCGUUCUAUGCAGGACGGUUUCAUUGAUACAAGCUUCGACACAAUAAGUGGUUCUGGGGCCAAUGGUGCUAUCAUACAUUACAAACCAGAACCAGGCAGUUGCAGUGUUUUGGAUGUCGAGAAGCUGUUCCUGCUAGAUAGUGGUGCUCAAUAUGUUGAUGGAACAACUGAUAUAACAAGAACAGUGCAUUUUGGGGAACCCACACCACGACAAAAGGAAUGCUUCACCCGAGUUUUGCAGGGCCACAUAGCUCUCGAUCAAGCUGUUUUUCCUGAAAAUACCCCUGGCUUUGUCCUGGAUGCGUUCGCUCGCUCGUCUCUAUGGAAGAUUGGCCUCGACUAUCGGCAUGGUACAUUUCAUUCCUUAGCUGCUUGUUUAUUCGAAAUACUAUUGAGAAUACUUUCAAGCACGGCCUCUUGGUCUUUCCUUGCAAUAGGGACUGGACAUGGCGUGGGAGCUGCACUGAAUGUUCAUGAAGGACCGCAAAGUAUUAGUUUCCGCUAUGGGAAUCUGACCUCCCUACAGAAAGGCAUGGUUGUGAGCAACGAACCUGGUUACUACGAAGACCAUGCCUUUGGCAUUCGUAUUGAGAACCUUCUUACUGUGGUGGAGAUGAACACGCCAAAUCGCUUUGGAGGGGUUGGUUAUCUUGGAUUUGAGAAACUCACGUUUGUUCCGAUUCAGAUGAAAAUGGUGGACUCGGCCUUGCUCUCUUCCGCCGAGAUCAACUGGCUCAACGACUACCAUGCACAAGUCUGGGAAAAGGUUUCGCCGCUGCUAGACGGUUCCGCUCGUCAAUGGCUUUGGGACAAUACGCGACCCCUUCCAAUUCAGUGAUUACCGUUAAGUUUCUUUCGUUAUUAUAAAAUUUGUUUGGGACUCUGUCCCACUGUUGUGUGGAAUUGCCGUUACAAUAAAUUGUAGGAUGAUAUGCCGAAUCAGCUUAAAAGUGAACAGCGAUGGCGACAGUAUUCACCUAAGACUGAAUGCUUAAACUGCACCGUUAAGAGUAUACAAUCAAACAGAAGAGCAAAUUACAGAGACCUAAUUU
Molecule: messenger RNA, 2539 nt
Organism: Syzygium oleosum
Lineage: Eukaryota; Viridiplantae; Streptophyta; Magnoliopsida; Myrtales; Myrtaceae
Product: aminopeptidase P2-like
Exons: 12
Coding region: 106-2325 (739 amino acids)
Molecular function (GO): metalloaminopeptidase activity
Source: RefSeq, a predicted model, not a curated record